AUGGUGCUGAGAAUAGCUCUCUACAUCUUCAUUGUCCUCGUUGGCCAGACAGUGGCUAUACUUUUGGGAAGAUCGUACUAUGUCAAAGGAGGCAAAAGCAAAUGGAUUGAAACACUAAUGGAAGUUGCAGGUUUCCCAGUUCUCCUUCUCUUCUACUGCGUUUCAGCUUUCAAAAAUCCCACCACAAGCAUUCUUCAAACACGGCCAAGAUCUUCCUUUAUUGUUGCAUCAGUCUAUGGCUCCCUUGGCCUACUAACAGCAUCAAAUUGCUUUCUGUUUUCAAUUGGGAUGCUAUAUCUUCCUGUCUCUACUGUCACUCUCAUUUCAGCAUCCCAGUUAGGCUUCAAUGCUUUAUUCUCAUUUUUACUUAAUUCACAGAAGUUCACUCCUUUAAUCAUCAACUCUUGA
This is a messenger RNA of Pistacia vera, 408 nucleotides long. RefSeq names its product probable purine permease 6. NCBI's taxonomy places the organism in Eukaryota, Viridiplantae, Streptophyta, Magnoliopsida, Sapindales, Anacardiaceae. Gene Ontology annotation, molecular function: purine nucleoside transmembrane transporter activity. The transcript has a single exon. Bases 1 to 408 code for a protein of 135 amino acids. The record is from RefSeq and is a predicted model, not a curated record. Gene Ontology annotation, cellular component: membrane.